Cotesia congregata is the source of this 332-nucleotide messenger RNA. The record is from the annotation of a GenBank genome assembly. NCBI's taxonomy places the organism in Eukaryota, Metazoa, Arthropoda, Insecta, Hymenoptera, Braconidae.
GUAGGUGUCAGCUUAAUCAUAAGUGUAAAUGACAAGAAUAUGGUAAAUUUUAUAAAAUCUAUAUGUAUAAUGAAUUUCAUGCUGUUUGAAAGCUACUUAUAUACUUAUCCAGCUGAUAAUUUAGCAAAUCGUGCAGAAUCAAUGCUUAGAGCUAUCUACAGCAGUAAUUGGUAUGAUAUGCCACCACAUGUUACUAAAAACCUAGUUUUUAUAAUGAUGCGCAUCAAUUUACCACUAUAUCUGACAUGUGGUAAAUUUUUUUAUAUGACUCGAAGAUCAUAUAUGGAUGUCAUCAAGACAUCUGCUUCUUAUUUAUCAGUAUUACGAAUUAU